Molecule: messenger RNA, 2628 nt
Organism: Drosophila elegans
Lineage: Eukaryota; Metazoa; Arthropoda; Insecta; Diptera; Drosophilidae
Gene: CalpC
Product: calpain-C
Exons: 2
Coding region: 216-2315 (699 amino acids)
Biological process (GO): proteolysis
Cellular component (GO): cytoplasm
Molecular function (GO): calcium ion binding; calcium-dependent cysteine-type endopeptidase activity
Source: RefSeq, a predicted model, not a curated record
UCCCGAACCGAACUGGUUCGGACUCGAAGCUAGACUUAGCCCAGCUAGUUGGCAUUGUAUAUUUCAUGCAGCUCGUUAACUUUCACUUUGGUUACAAGGGGCGGAGACAAAGGCAAAAGCAAAGGCAACGGAUUAUAACAGCAGUAGCAGGAUCUAAUCGGGAUCGGAAUCGGGAUCGGGAUCGGAAUCCGGGAGUGAUGUGAACAAUAAAGACAAUGACAAUGCCUUCCAAAUACGAGCGCAUAUUGAGUGACUGCAGGGCGAAGAACGUGCUGUGGGAAGAUCCCGAUUUCCCCGCCGUUCAAUCGUCCGUCUUUUACUACCAGACGCCACCGUUUACCUUUCAAUGGAAACGGAUAAUGGAUCUAGCCGACAAUGGGUCUGCAUCGGGAUCAACAUCUGCAUCGGGAUCUGCAUCUGCAUCAGCAUCUGGAUCUGGACCAGUCUUCCUCAACGAGACGGCCGAGUUUGAUGUGGUGCCCGGAAAGAUGGGCGACCGCUGGCUGGUCUCCUGCCUCGGCCUGCUGAGCUCCUUGAGGAACCUCUUCUACCGGGUGGUACCAGCCGACCAGACACUGGCCAGUGCCCACGGCGUCUUCCGCUUCCGCCUGUGGUGGUGCGGCGAGUGGGUGGAGGUCCUGGUCGACGACCGCCUGCCCACCAUUAAUGGACGGCUGGCCUUCAUGCAGCCGCAGUCGUCGAACUGCUUCUGGGCUGCCCUGCUGGAGAAGGCCAUCGCCAAGCUGCACGGCUCCUACGAGGCCCUCAAGUACGGCACCCGCUCCGACGGCCUCACCGACCUCCUCGGCGGCGUCGUCCGCCAGAUGCCGAUCCUGGCCGACACUGUCCGGCCGCAGACGCUCAAGGAGCUGCUGACCACCACAUGCAUCGUGACCUGUCUGGCGGACACGGGUGCCUCCGUGGCCAAGAAGAACGUCGCCGAGCGAAUGCCCAAUGGGAUACUGGUGAACGUAAACUAUAGACUCUCCAGCCUGGAUAAAGUGAAGAGUCUGAUGGGGGACUUGGUGCAGCUGAUCUGCCUGAAGGACACGUUCUCGAGCAAGCCCUUCGGAGAGAAGACGCACUUCCUCGGCGACUGGUCGCCGUCGUCGAAGACGUGGGAGCGGGUGUCACAGGUGGAGAGGGCGCGUCUGGUGCGCCUGCUGGCGCCCGGCGAGUUCUGGAUGUCGUUUGCCGACUUUGAGGAGAUCUUCACCACGAUGGAGGUGGUGUACCUGGACACGGAGACGGCCAACGACGAGGAGAUGCUCAAGAGUCGGCCUCUCCACUGGAAGAUGAAGAUGCACCAGGGCCAGUGGAAGCGGGGCGUCACGGCCGGCGGCUGUCGCAACCACGAGUCCUUCCACAUCAACCCCCAGCUGCUGGUAUCCGUGCAGGAGCGUCAGGAUCUGGUGGUGGCCCUCAACCAGCACACGGCCGUGGAGCCCAAGGUCAUCGGCUUCACGAUGUACACAUGGGACGGCGACUACGGGCUCAGCGAGUGCCUGCAGAAGGACUUCUUCAAGACGCACGUGAGCUUCCUCAACUCGAACUACGGCAACACGCGCCACGUCAGCUACCACACGCACCUGGAGCCGGGCCACUACGUGCUCAUCCCCACAACCUACGAGCCGGCGGAGGAGGCCCACUUCACGGUCCGCAUCCUGGGCACCGGGGCCUUCCGCCUCUCCUGCCUGGAGACGCAGACCAUGAUCCUGCUCGACCCCUUUCCGGCGCUCAAGAGCUCGGAAGCCGGUGGUGCGGAGCGGUGCGGCGGCGGCGGCGGCGGGCAGAAGACCAAGAGCGUGUGCCAGUACGAGCCCGUCUACAUGCAGCUGGCCGACGAGAACAAGACGAUCAACUGCUUCGAGCUGCACGAGCUCCUGGAGGCCUGCCUGCCCAACGACUACAUCAAGGGCUGCGCCAACAUCGACAUCUGCCGCCAGGUGAUUGCGCUGCAGGACAGGAGCGGCAGCGGGCGCAUCACCUUCCAGCAGUUCAAGACCUUCAUGGUCAACCUGAAGGCCUGGCAGGGCGUCUUCAAGAUGUACACCAAGGAGAAGGCCGGCAUCCUGCGGGCCGAGCGCCUGCGCGACGCCCUCUGCGACAUCGGAUUCCAGCUGAGCACGGACAUCAUGAACUGCCUGAUCCAGCGGUACAUCCGCAAGGACGGCACCUUGAGGCUGAGCGACUUCGUGUCGGCCGUCAUCCACCUGACCACGGCCUUCAACCAGUUUCACCUCAAGAACUACAGCCAGGUGAACGUAAUUGAGGUGCACCUGCACGACUGGAUAAAGAGCAUACUGAGUUGCUAGGCAUCCGCUUGAUUGACAUGGUUUCCAACCUUUAUACUUCUGAACUCUUUUUACCCCUUUCUUACCCCUUCGUUUUCUUCUAUAAGUUAAAGUAUUUUUUCAGGAAAAUGAGUGGAACAACAGCAACUACUUUAUUGUGAACCAGAGAUUCAGAGAAACCCCUCGUACUCAAGACCUAUUUGAUGUUCUUCGAUUUGGCCAGAUAAUGUAAUGCGGCUGCAGGAUUAUUAACUACUGAGAAUUUUAUUUAUUGUUCUUAUGGCUACAAUUAAACGAGCGCUGAAGGCGAUACGUGUUCAGAGUAUUUUCAAAA